AUGAAGAUUGCAAUCAUCUAUUACUCCACCUACGGUCAUGUCACCACGUUAGCCAAGGCAGUUCAAGAAGGUGUGGCAAAAGCCGGCUACAAGGCAGAUCUUUUCCAGAUCCCCGAAACGUUACCUCAAGAUGUUCUUGAUAAAAUGCAUGCUCCGCCAAAGCCAACCGAUAUCCCAAUUGCCACUUUGGACACCUUGACUUCAUACGACGCCUUCGUAUUUGGCAUUCCAACGAGGUUUGGAACCGGUCCAGCCCAGUUUUUCGACUUCUGGGGCUCUACAGGUGGAUUAUGGGCUCAAGGUGCUCUUGCUGGUAAGCCAGCAGCUGUGUUUGUUUCCACUGGAACUCAAGGCGGUGGUCAAGAGACCACCGUGCGUAACACUUUGAGUUGGUUGGUUCAUCACGGUUUAAUUUAUGUUCCAUUGGGCUAUGCUAAUGCAUUUGCUUUACAGGCUAACUUGGAUGAAGUCCACGGUGGUUCUCCUUAUGGUGCUGGUGCUUUUGCUGGAGGCGAUGGUUCAAGACAGCCAAGCAAGUUGGAGUUGGACGUUGCUGAAAUUCAAGGUCUGUCGUUUGCCAAAAUAGCUGCUAAACUUGUUGGAGGAGGUAAAGCCGUCUCGGCGGAAGACAAGAAGGCUGGUGCUGGUGCUGGUGCUGCAACCACCAACGCUGCAGGUAAAGCCGCUCCUGCUGCGGACAAAUCCAAGUCAGAAGCUGCUGAAAAACCAACCAAGGCUGCCGCUGCUCCACAAAGGGCGAAGCAAUCAGUUGCACAGCCAGAUUCGGCCGAUAAAAGUAUGUGUUCUAAAUGCACCAUUAUGUGA
Messenger RNA from Lodderomyces beijingensis, 825 nucleotides. The record is from the annotation of a GenBank genome assembly. NCBI's taxonomy places the organism in Eukaryota, Fungi, Ascomycota, Pichiomycetes, Serinales, Debaryomycetaceae.